Dermacentor andersoni is the source of this 1527-nucleotide messenger RNA. The record is from RefSeq and is a predicted model, not a curated record. NCBI's taxonomy places the organism in Eukaryota, Metazoa, Arthropoda, Arachnida, Ixodida, Ixodidae.
AUGGAAUAUCAAGUCGCAGACACCUCCAUCAGCCCUGCCGAGCUUGAAGCUGACUCACGCUGGGUCCGUGCCGUGAAAGCACGCCGUGCAGCCGCGGCCCACCAGCCCGUCGUCUCGCCACCGCCUGCCUCGCCACCAUCCAAGACUGCCUGCACUACCACUCUCCGUCGUCACGCUCGCCUACCUCGCCUCCCAGCGGAGGACUUCAAGAUCGUCUACAGACCGGGAGGAGGGCUUGACCUCCGCACAACCACUAACGGAGCCCUGCUCCAAACCCUUUGCACUCGUGCGACCAUCGACUACGCCAGCGCACGCACCGCCGACCGUGUACGGAUAAAUCCGUACAACAACUCCCUUACUGUCAGCACCCCAUCUGAGCCGCGCGCUCGCCUCUACCUCCGAGUUUCGGAACUCCGCCUGGGUGCCAUAUCUUACCCCCUGCGUGCCUACAUGGCCGCACCCGACAACGCCCUCCGCGGUAUCAUACACAACGCAGUGGACUCCCAAACCCAGGACGAGAUCGUCCAAGACCUCCAGUCAAUGAACGUGAGCACCCCCUACGCCAUCGCUGACGCACGCCAGAUGGGGCGCUCCCAAUCCAUCCUCAUCACCUUCGUCGGCACUUCUACUCUUCCCUCCACCAUCGUCUUCAACUGCGGGGUCUACCGCUGCCACCCGUUCCGCCCGAGAGCCGAGGCCUGCACGAACUGCUGGGCUCCUGGCCACCGAGCGGAUGGAGCCCACGUCACGGGCUCGCGCUCGUGCGGGCUCCGGUUCGAGCGGAACGGCCCGUCAUCGCCCCCGGUUACCUCCAAGCACCAGCCUCCCCCACCAGCGCCACCCACCGUGCCCAUCCUCAAGACCCCCCGGCCUUCCCGUCCCCGCCACCACUCUGUCUCCCGUGGUCCGAGGCGUCCACCGCCCCCGCCACCACCGGUAAGCUGGAAACCGCAGCCUCCCACGUCGGACCCCCAAACCGCGGCCCUCGAGGCCACUAUCGCUGCCCAGCAGCUCCAAAUUCAGGAGCUGUCGCGCCAGCUGCAGGCCGCGCUAGUGCGUCUGUCCUCCCCCGCUCCUCCUCCUACUUCCCCAGCUCCCGCACCUCCACAGCCGCCGUCGCUAGCUGUGGAGUCGAUGAAUACGGCAUCCUCGGCUGCAUCAUCGCGCGCCUCCUCUCCCAACCGCAGUCCCCCGCUCAAACGCCGAUCACCUUCCUCCGACCCCGUCGCGCCCGAGCGUGACGUGAUUCGCCAAACAACCUCCUUCUUGCAGGCGUUUGAGAAGCGCGUCAUGGCCCGCUUUGCGCGACUUGAGGAGCGCGUCGCCAGUAUCGACACCCGUGUGGCGGCCAUCGAAUCCCACCUUACCGCCCUAAACACCAGGGUCGCGGCCUUAGAGACCCGCCAAAGCGCCACUGAGGCCACCGUCGCACACCUGUCGCUCCCUGCCCCACUCACCCCGGCACCUACCCCAACUCUGUCGGGGGACUCCGCCAUCCAUCAUGGCCAGACACCCCACGCGCCUUAA